GCAUCACGUUCGAGAUUCGAACACCCCGAUUUUAAUCCACUAUAUUGCAAGAACAACACCAAAAGAGACUAUGUACUUCGUAGAAUUUGCCUCAGCUUACAUGGUUGGCGUGCAUCAACACUAUGGAAAUGCAUUGGUUUUUGCCCGGUUUAGCUAAGCUGACCGCCCAAUUUGAUGCGUUUGUGUACAAACAUAAAAGGAGGCAUGGCACCUCUGAAGAUGAGAAACUUCUAAUCAGAACAUGCUCAUAAAGCCAUCUGGGGUCAAGGGUUCCGCCGCAAAAGUCACAUAUCGUUCCGAGAAAGACGCAAUGUCCGUUCCGACACAAUGCGGUAGCCAGACGUGGUCUCAGUUCACAUUCAACAUGCUUUGUCAACUUCGAGCUUUCAUGCAUACGCUGUAUCUCUUCACCGCCAAUGAUUUUCACACUUUCGCUAUACCAACGACGCUGUUUGCAACUUUUGGUGCCCUUUCAGGUCCAAUUCUAACCACGAACCCCAAUCCGUCCAUUCUUGAGGUCUUGAGCAAGCUUCCAGCUGCGCUUAUGAUAGUCUGGGCCAACUUGCUGAUCUUCGACAUUUCCAAUCAACGAUCGCCGGCCGCUGUUGAGGAAGACAAGAUCAAUAAACCACACCGGCCGCUUCCUAGUGGGCGAAUCUCCAUCGACGCGACGCGCCGUCUUCUUCUUGUCGGAAUACCGGUUGUCUUAGCUCUGAGCUGGUCCAUGGGCUGUUGGCAAGAGGCACUUCUUCUAUUCACAGCAACAUGGAUGUACAACGACCUGCAGGGUUGCGAUGAAGAUUGGAUUCUUCGAAACUUCUUGAUCGCCGUGGGUUAUGGACUCUUCUCUUCCGCGGCACUGCGCGUCAUGACAGGACCCGAACAUGCCAUCACGACGAAAGGGCUGCAAUGGAUUGCACUAGUCACAAUGGUAAUGUUUGUGACUCAACAUAUCUGUGACAUCAAAGACGCAGAGGGCGAUAGGUCUCGAGGGCGUCGAUCCGCGCCGAUUGUGCUUGGAGAUGAGCUUGUCAGAUUGAGCGUUGCGUUACCGAUAAUCAUCUGUUCGAUCGUAUGCCCGGCCUUCUUCGGACUUGGUAUUGGCUCUUAUACUGCGACCGUGGGUCUGGGAGGGUUGGUUGCAGGAAGAACUUGGAUGCUAAGAGAUCUAAAGAGCGACAAACUGACAUGGAAGCUUUGGGCUCUGUGGACAGUGAUGUUGUUUGCAUUGCCUUUGCUCAAGAACCCUCAGGUUCUUGCGAGUAUAUUUCUGACUCUUCUGGCCAAGGUGUGUCCUACUGGAAACUGCGCGAAAUCAUUGAAUUUAGUCGCAGUAUCCAGUGUAGCACUGGUCGUUGGGGGAAGGAAAGCAUAUGUACAAGCUGGAUGGAGUGCAUUUGGGGCCGCGGCCAAUUCGACGAUACCCGAGAUACAGAUCGAGGGUGUCAUGUAA
Messenger RNA from Aaosphaeria arxii CBS 175.79, 1453 nucleotides. RefSeq lists its product as uncharacterized. The record is from RefSeq and is a predicted model, not a curated record. Gene Ontology annotation, cellular component: membrane. Bases 242 to 1453 code for a protein of 403 amino acids. NCBI's taxonomy places the organism in Eukaryota, Fungi, Ascomycota, Dothideomycetes, Pleosporales. Gene Ontology annotation, molecular function: transferase activity, transferring alkyl or aryl (other than methyl) groups. The transcript is spliced from 2 exons.